Messenger RNA from Entamoeba dispar SAW760, 1197 nucleotides. RefSeq lists its product as uncharacterized. The record is from RefSeq and is a predicted model, not a curated record. The transcript has a single exon. Lineage: Eukaryota; Evosea; Mastigamoebida; Endamoebidae. The coding region runs from base 1 to 1197 and encodes 398 amino acids.
AUGAGUAAGAUAUUUACAAGUGAAGACAGAAAACAAUAUGGUUUAUCAAAAUUAGAAAAAUAUAAUGGAAUUGAUGAUGAAUGUUUUGAAGGAAGUACUGAUCUUGUUGAAAUUAAUAUACCAACAAGUAUAGAAUGGAUAGGUGAGAGUUGUUUUAAAGAAUGUACGGGAUUGACAUGUGUUAAUAUCCCAACAAGAGUAACUGAAAUAGGAAAUGGAAGUUUUAAAGGAUGUUCAUCAUUAGUAACAAUUAAUAUACCAUCAACAAUCAGUGAAAUAAAACAUGAAUGUUUUAGUGGAUGUACGUCACUUGUGUAUAUUAAAAUCCCAAUUUCAAUUAUAUCAAUAGGAAAUAAAUGUUUUAAGAACUGUUUCAAAUUAAAGAAAAUUAAUAUAUCUACUUCAAUUAAAGAACUUGGAAAUAAUUGUUUUAGCGGAUGUUCAUCAUUAAGAAGUAUUGAAAUACCAACAUCAAUUAGCAUAAUACCAGAUUACUGUUUUAGUUAUUGUUCAUCAUUAACAUUAAUUGAUAUACCACCAUCAAUUAAAGAAUUAGGAACUGGAUGUUUUGAUGGAUGUACGUCAUUAACAUCAUUUACUAUACCAACAACAGUCACUAAAAUAGGAGAUUGGUGUUUUAGUGGAUGUUCAUCAUUAACGUCAUUUACUGUACCAACAACAGUCACUAAAAUCGGAAGUAGUUGUUUUGAUGGAUGUAAAUCGUUAACAUCAUUUACUGUACCAACAACAGUCACUAAAAUCGGAAGUGAUUGUUUUAGUGGAUGUACUUCAUUAACAUCAUUUACUAUACCAACAACAGUCACUAAAAUAGGAAGUUGGUGUUUUUGGGGGUGUUCAUCAUUAAAAUAUAUUACUAUACCAACAUCAGUCAGUGAAAUAGGAGAUAGUUGUUUUUUUGAAUGUGUUUCAUUAGAAUAUUUUAGUGUACCAUCAUCAAUUAGUAAAUUAGGAGAUUUUUGUUUUAAAGGAUGUACAUCAUUAGAAUCAGUUAAUAUACCAAACUCUGUUAGAGAAAUAGGGAUGAUGUGUUUUGGUGACUGUUCAUCAUUAACAGGAAUUAAUAUACCAUCAUCAGUUAGUAGAAUAGACCCUUUGUGUUUUAAUGGAUGUCCAGAAAAAUUGCAGAAGAAAAUGAUGAUUAGGGAAUUGUAUCAUGAUGUAUGUGGCAUAGCUUAA